This is a messenger RNA of Paramuricea clavata, 3455 nucleotides long. NCBI's taxonomy places the organism in Eukaryota, Metazoa, Cnidaria, Anthozoa, Malacalcyonacea, Plexauridae. The record is from the annotation of a GenBank genome assembly.
UGGCGUGGUCGUCGAAGCCGAAACCAACGCAUUUGUGGCCGUGGAUGUGAUUGACUAUUGGUUCUUGCAGUAAGGAAAUUACAGUUAUGCACAUGGCAUUAAUAAUCAGCUCCAAAUUAUCAAGCGUUCUCUUGAUUACCUUGUGUUUUUCAUUCAUUAUGUUCGUCACUGGCGACGGAGCAAAAUGCCACCAAGUAGGUUGUGGAUGUCAAUUUACUAAUCAAUCUGGAACGUAUGAAAUAUCAAUGGAAGCACUCAAGGAACCUGGCACUUACUAUGUUGUUUCAGGAACUUACUGGACCUACUAUAUUAAUCCUUGUUAUGCGUUUACCAUGCCGAAAUCAGAUUGCAAAGACGUCACUAUGUGUCAAAAGGGAGGAAACGUGUUUUUCGCUGUUGCAAAUGAUGAAAUUGAAGCCUUCAGUCCGUUUAUCAACGAGAAUUCACCAGUGACAGUUACGUAUCGAGCAAUUCAACAGGGUGGGAUUGGGAGACAGAUGAUAAUAAAUCUGAAAUGUGGCAAGUCAGAUAUACCUCCGACAAAGGUGAUAGUGGGUGGUGGAUCAGAUCCACUUACAUACACACUGGAGAUAGUCUCCCCUCUCCUUUGUCCUCAUCAAAGACAAAAGUCUGGAGGUUCCUCAUCUGGUCUCAGUACGAGAAAAAAGCACAAUAACCAACGUAAUUUAUAGAAUUUUUUUGUCAAAACUACUUUGUAAACAAGCAUGUUUGUCUUGCCUUUUAUCAACAAAAUACAAUUAUUUGCAUAUAGUGCAUUCAAUUGUUUAUUUCACUUUGCAAGCAAUUCACUAACAUAAAUACCAAAGCAUUACUAUAUUUUUCAAGCCCCCAAAAUAAAGUUUUAUUAGUAUUCUGACUAGCAGCAAUUCUAACAGCGGUGGAACUAGCCAAUAUAUAGCAGAUUGGUCAUGUUAUGCCAAUUUUUAAUUAUUAACAUUCUCUAUGCCCUUAAUAGAAAUGCAUUAUUUGUCUUUACAUGUAAAACUUCUACGUUUGAACUAAAACUUUUGAAGUAAAAAUACAACUGUUCAGGAUUGUUUGUCUUUAAACUUUAAUCCAUGCAUUGAGCUGCAGUGCACCCCAGUUCGCACGCCCUACUUAUAUUUUUUACUUGUCUAACACCAGACGAUUUUACUCAUCAAUAGGGAAGCUCUGCAGCUUAAUGGGUUAAUUUCAAAAUGCCUGUUUAUUAGCUUUGCCACUUUUAGCUUUGCCACCCAGGGCCGGAUUAACGUCGUGCGAGGCCCGUGGCAGAUUUUCAGCGCGAGGCCCCCAACCCCCUCCCCUCUCAACAUGAAAACCUAGGGGCCCUAAAUGCGCGAGGUCCCUAAAUUCGCGAGGCAUCCAAAAUGGGCGUGUCCCAAUAGAAAAUGGACGUGUUCUCGUAAAAAUAGGCGUGGCACAGUAAAACGCGAGGCCCUCAUAAGCGCGAGGCCUGCGGCAUAUGCCGCAUCUGCCACGUGGUUAAUACGGCCCUGUUGCCACCGUAUUCUAGUAAAUUUGUCAACUACAUGAUACCAAAUUGUGCAAAAUGUACCAAUAUUGUGCAAAAUGUACCAAAUAUAACUACAUGUGACAAUAGAUGCCUGUCACUUCCAUUUUAAUUCACAAAUUAAGGCAAUAUGAUCAGACGGCAUGACUGGUGAUGGAAUUGCAGUAUAAAGCUGAACUUCUUCCUUUGAAGGCACAGGAAUGACAGAUUCUGCUUCGAAAUAUUUCUUGCUUGCAAAUAUGUAAUCAAUAACGCCAGAAAAGCCUUCUGUGUAUGCAGUAAAUUCUGGAAAACCGCAACAGUUUUGAAAACCAAAUUCUUGACUAUAAGAUGGCAUUUGUAAACAGGUCGUAGUCUGUUCUGGUUUUUCCACAGGUAGAUUCCAGUCUGGGUGACAACUUGCCAACAUACCAUCAGACAGCAACUGGACGACACCAGAUCCGGGUAAACUGUUGAAAUCACCACAAAACACUACACCUAUUUGGUGACUGUUACCAUGUUUCUCUCUCAACUCAAAAUCUAAGCUAUCAAUUGAUUUCUUCAGCAUGUUAAGGACAAUCAUUGUCUGUAGGUUUCUAAUAAAUGACGCAUUAGGUCGGAAAUAUAAAUGUGUAUUAACGACACAAAUAUAAUCUUCAGGGCGUUCAGCACAGCGAAGGACAAUAAUUUGAGCAACAGUUGUACGGCUCAUUAGCUUUUCGUAAACCUCCGGAACUGCUCGGACUUUCUUGAGAAGCUCGUUAUUGCAGAUGUCGUUCGUUAAGGAAUCUUUAAGUUCAAAAUUGUGUUGAGAAAUCAAUGUAAAAUUUGAAUUGUUGAAGAAAAUGGCUUCCCCCUCGGGCAUGACUCCAGUUUUGUACUUAACGACCCCCGUAUAGCCUCGGGAUGCCAUCAUUGGACUCAAGUAAUGAUCAAACAAACGACGGCCACAUUCUUGUAAACAGACUAUAUCACCAUGGUAACCAACUAUUUCUUUCAGCAACAGUUGUUGUCGAUAAUCGAUCCCCAGGGCGUACUUGGGGCAGUAACCGAACCACAUCUGACAAGUGGUAUCAUCUUCAAGGUAGCAAUCUGCAAGGAUAUUGUAGGAAAUGACACGAAACACAGAACUACCCGAGGUGGGUUUGGCAGUAUACAGGUGGCGUGUAUCAAAAGGGGUCACACCCGGUCCAGCUGCUACGUCGGAUACUGCAGUUACGUCAAACCAUUCAUGAGCAACUUUCUCUAUGCUUGCAGCUUUGCAUGACAUUUUUAAAACACAACCAAUAUCGCUAACAUUGGGUAUAUAAAUAAACUCCUGACCAAUCUCAAUCCAGCUUGUUUCACUUUCAUUUUCAACUUCACUCGGCAUUGACGUAGCUUCCCCAACUGUCGGUUUGCUAGGGUGUGCUUGUUUGAACCAUUUAAACUGCGAGUUCUCUUUGUCAGCAUAUUCGAGCUUUACCGUUGGAACAACAGGGAAACCGGCCAUAAUUACCGAGGGGACCCUAGCACUGUGAACAAUAGGAGUGUUUUCUUCAACUAGAAAUUUUGAUUCACAAAUAUUUAAAACAUUCCCUUCUUUCCAAGCAUCUUCAUUAGUUAAUUCAUUGUCCAUCGCCUCACCGUUUGCCCAAAAUAAUGCCACAGGAAUAUUAUUUAAGACUUCUUGCUUUUUACCUCUCAUCUUUGUACCAUCUUGCCCCUUCGUGUUUGCUUUCUCCACAGAUAUACCGAUUCGUUUCAGUGUUUUGCCAACUGGUUCAGUUGCAACUCUAGACAUGUUAAAUUUCCUAUCGUUUAAGCUGAACAGCAGCUUUACAUUCUGGCUGUUGUUUGUUUUCUCAGCAUAAACCGACAGAUAAUUCAUCUUUUUAAAUAAAUGUGGUCAAUCAGAGAGGAGUGUUGAUUAGAAAAGCUUUCGAAAUUGAAAAGAAAGUAAAAUUUCACUUCUUUUUCAAAU